This is a messenger RNA of Cyprinus carpio (common carp), 2492 nucleotides long. Its product is annotated as paralemmin-1-like. NCBI's taxonomy places the organism in Eukaryota, Metazoa, Chordata, Actinopteri, Cypriniformes, Cyprinidae. The record is from RefSeq and is a predicted model, not a curated record. Gene Ontology annotation, biological process: regulation of cell shape. Gene Ontology annotation, cellular component: membrane.
CGUAUCCAAGCAUCUCCUCUCACUCUCACCAGGAGGAGGAGGAGAAGCCAGACAUUGCCCUUAACACGCUCGCGGAGUAACUGUCGCGCGGGAAACAAAGGCUCAGCUGCUGUGAAGUCAACAGUCGCGCGCUCCAUCCCGAAGCCAUGUGAGAGUCUGCUGCUGCUGCUGCAAAGGGACGCCAGAACACGUUCAUCGUCGGGUUGAGUGCCGCUCCCCGGAAAACAGAGACCACACGUCCCCGCCAAGAGCUGUAUUUGCAACCAGCGAGAGUCACCGAAUUAAUGCCCAUCAUUAGAAAGUAGUAGCCCAGUCAUAUCGAUCGCCUGUAUCGUUUACGCCUUCUAACGGGGGUUUGUUUUCUUCUGAGCGAGCGCGAGAGAAACAUUCGCUAUCAAAAGGGAACGGUCUGACAAUUGAGAUGUCGGACGCUUUGUCACAGCAAGAGAGACUUCGGGCCAUUGCUGAGAAGAGAAAGAGAGAGGCUGAGAUUGAGAACAAAAGAAGACAGCUUGAGGAUGACCGCAGACAACUCCAGCAUCUCAAGUCAAAGGCACUGAGAGAGCGAUGGCUGUUGGACGGAGCGCCAUCCAGUGGAGAGGACGAGGCACAGAAACAACUACAGGAGGAUGAAGCCAAGACCAAACUGCUGGAGCAGACCAUCCUCAGACUAGAACAGGAGAUUGAUGAGCUUGAGACUGGCGUGCCUUUGAAUAAAGGAGAAAAUUCACCUGAUGGUCCAGUGAAGGUAGUUGAGAAUGGCAUACAGCAGCCCAGCCCCAACGCAGAUCAAAAUAGCAAGAAACAGAUCACAGGCAUCGAGGCCAAACUGGAGUGCACCAACCCUGAUGUAGCCAUUGAGAAUGCCAGCGCAGAUCAUCCCGUCACCAUGGUGUUCAUGGGCUACAAGAAUGUAGAGGAUGAGGCUGAGACCAAGAAGGCACUGGGCAUAGAGGAGACAGUGAAAGCUGAAUUUGUGGUCAUUGAGGACGGCGAGAGCAAAGGCGGAAACGAAGGGGCAAAAGAAGACCAGGCCCCACCUAACGGAAGUGCCUCCAGUCCUGACAAAGCUCAGGAAGAGGCCAAGAAGGAGGAAUCAAAAGAAGAAGGUAAAUCAAAAGAAAAGCAGCCUUGCAAGUGCUGCACAGUCAUGUGAGGGCGACCGCUCACCCUGAAGUUCAGACUCUGACGGAAAACUGACCCCUGACCAUAACACAACAAUGAAAAAGUAUACCCUGUAUACUUAUAAUUAACUUUUGUUGUCUAGUAUGUAUUUCUUUUCUCUUUUUUUUCUAUUAAUAUUUUUCUAUAUUUCUGUCUUGACAUUUAUAUAUCUAUAUAUACAUAUAUUUUCAUUAUGUAAUCUUAUGAAGUCCAGUAUUUUGCUUGAUGAAGAACAGAUAAAUGAGGACCACAACAAACUCCACUUUAGACAACGACAUGGUUAAAAGAACAUUUUUGUGGCCCUCAUCCUUAUUUUGUGUUAAGAAAAAUAAGAUGAACAUCUCAGUAUAUAUAAAAUAUCUAUUUAUCCCCCGUAUACAUUAGUGUUUUUAAGAUAUUACUUUAUAACUGAGAAGAAAUGGUUAUAUUGAUAUUACAAUAUUAUGCUUUUAAUAUAUAUUUUGAGCCUUUUAUUUUUUUUAUUUUGUUUUUUUGUUGCCAAAUCAUCUCAGACCACUGUGAACACUGGUACAUGGAGUGUUGUCUUUGUCCACAAUUAUACAUUCUGCUUUACACCUCAUAGUAGGCCAAUAUGUUUGUAAAUAUGAUGCAAUUAUUUAUGACUGUUCAUGCUAUGAUAGUAUACAUGUAAUCAUGUUUUAUUCAAAUAGGCUGCUGUAACUACCCCAGAUCCCAGUCAUAACCACAGCAGAUAUGUUUGAACUGUAAAUCACUUUUUACAAGAUACCCAUUUUAAACCCUUUAAAUCUCUUUUCUACAUGAAUGAUAACAUUGUUAGAUAUAACUGUAAUCAAUAUUCAUUUUUUUGAAAAUUUAGUAACAUUGCAAUGCCUCGUAUUACACGUAGCCCAUAUUAAAAACCAUUCUUACAAUAUGCAAAAUAUAUCUUUAUAUCAUAUAUUUAAAAAAAGAAAAAAGAAUUGUGUGAAAUUGAGGGGUUUUGGUUUUAAAUGGGUUGCUGUUAGUUGGUAUGCCCUCAAUUAAACGAGUCCGAUAUCCAUGUUUCAAUGUUCAGGCAGUUCAUUCACAAUGAGGAAUCAUUCAUUAGUGUUAAUUCAAGGUAAACAGUCUGGGGUCUAAAACAUGUUUCUCAUUCUGAGACCACAGCUUUGUAAGUGUAGCUUUGCUGUCUUUCUGGUAUUUCAAUUUAAUGAAUUAUUUCAUUUUGUGUAAGACAGUGUGUGUUGUGGAUAUCAAAUAAUGUCAUGAGUUAUAGGUGCUUUAUUGGUAUGGCCAAUGCCUGUUAUGGUCCAAGUGUUUAAAUCAGGAACAAUGACAAUAAACAAAAAAAUGUUUGUUUACAGUUA